AUGCCCGAACGAAACGCAACAGGGGGGGCUGGAGCCCGAAGGAGGAGAUCUAGCAGUAUCCUCCAAGUUUACCAUGAGCCUCCCGAGACUCUUGAACAGAUCAGCGACCAAGCUUCCCUGCCUAACCUUAACGCCAACUGGACAAAUGCUAAAGGUGCCUGGACCAUUCAUUUCGUCCUGAUCGUAUGCGCCAAAAUCAUAUUUGACGCCAUCCCGGGUGUUUCGCAGGAGACUUCAUGGACGCUUGUCAAUAUGUCAUACAUGUUUUUCUCUUACAUCAUGUUCCACCAUGUUCGUGGCGUUCCCUUCGAUUUCAACAGUGGCGCUUUUGACAACCUUAACAUGUGGGAGCAAAUUGACAAUGGCGCGCAGUACACGCCCACCAAGAAGUUUCUUCUUGGUGUUCCGAUUGCACUGUUUCUCGUCAGCACUCAUUAUACGCAUUACGACUUGACAUACUUUACUAUUAACUUAUUGGCUGUCCUGGGAGUCGUCAUCCCCAAGCUACCCUUCAGCCACCGAAUGCGAUUUGGGCUGUUCUCAGGUCUACCAGAGGAAUAG
This is a messenger RNA of Fusarium tjaetaba, 561 nucleotides long. Its product is annotated as ORM1-like protein. Gene Ontology annotation, biological process: negative regulation of ceramide biosynthetic process; ceramide metabolic process; intracellular sphingolipid homeostasis. The transcript has 3 exons. The record is from RefSeq and is a predicted model, not a curated record. Gene Ontology annotation, cellular component: endoplasmic reticulum membrane. NCBI's taxonomy places the organism in Eukaryota, Fungi, Ascomycota, Sordariomycetes, Hypocreales, Nectriaceae. Bases 1 to 561 code for a protein of 186 amino acids.